Syngnathus acus (greater pipefish) is the source of this 5251-nucleotide messenger RNA. It is a transcript of the gene syt14a, whose product is annotated as synaptotagmin XIVa. Lineage: Eukaryota; Metazoa; Chordata; Actinopteri; Syngnathiformes; Syngnathidae. The record is from RefSeq and is a predicted model, not a curated record. The transcript is spliced from 21 exons. Gene Ontology annotation, molecular function: p53 binding. Gene Ontology annotation, cellular component: nucleus. Gene Ontology annotation, biological process: regulation of apoptotic process. The coding region runs from base 461 to 3640 and encodes 1059 amino acids.
UCUCGCCACAGUGGCCUUUAAAGUUGGAUCAUUGUCAAAGUAGCCGCUAUUUUGGUCCCUGCUACCAAUUUUGGGGCCUUUACGCAUGUUGCGAUUGACCACGUUUGUGUGAAACGCUCUUGUCUGUGAGUCAGUCAUAGUGUGCAGGCGUGCGUGCGUGCGUGCGUGUUGGCCCGUCAGUGAAGGUGGGAUUAGCUUGGUCGCAUGACAUAACCAGACUAAGAGGAUUGUUAGCCAGCCAAACAGCUCCUCCUCAUCCUCCUCCUCUUCCCCUCACCUUUCUCACUUCUCCACUAUUGUCUUGUGUGGCUUUCUCCAUGGAAUGAUUUUUACAUCUGCUGCAUAGACCAAAAGAAUUUAAGGUGCGGCUGCACUUUGGAAGGGCGGGGGAUUUGGUUUCCAAGUCCUGCCUGCAGCCCCCACACAGCCACACACACACACACACACAAGCUGUACCUAGAUGAUUGGGCCGCAUUCCAUGUGCAUUAAAGCGCCAAGGCUUGCUGAGACCAUGGAGUGGAAUGAGCUGGAUUUGGUGCAGGAAUUUACCCUUGAAGGGCAAUGCAGCAAAAUCAAAGUCCGCUCCUGCAGGAUCACAUGGGACAGCCUGCAGGUUCCCCGUGUGGAACUCACCCUGUCUGAGCUCCAGGAAAUGGCCACAAGACAACAGCAACAGAUCGACGCUCACCAACAGAUGUUGGUCGCCAAGGAGCAAAGGCUGAGGUAUCUUCAACAGGGAGGCCGAUCCAAGCAGGGGCAGACACAGUCGGAAGCUGAGAAACUGCAGCGCUUAAAGGAGCGAGUGGAGUCUCAGGAGGCCAAGCUGAAGAAGAUUCGAGCCAUGAGAGGGCAAGUGGACUACAGCAAACUGAUCAAUGGGAACCUCUCGGCAGAGAUCGAGCACGUGAGCAGCCUGUUUCAGGAGAAGCAGGCUGAGCUGCGGUCUGCCGUGACCCGCGUCGACCAGCUGACCCAACAGCUGGAGGAUCUGAGGAAUGGCCGCCUGCAGCUGCAUUCUAUUGCCUCCCAGCAGGGGGCGCCCAACAGAGGCGCUGGAACGAAAGCGCCGGCGCCCUCUGGCCCUGCUGCCUUAGAACUGAGGAAGCUCUACCAAGAGCUGCAGGCUCGCAACCGUCACAACCUGGAGCAGAGUGGCAAGCUGGCGCACAACAAGGAGGUGCUGAACAAGAGAAACGCUCAGGUGACCGUGAUGGAUCGACGUAUCGGAGAGCUGAGGGAGCGACUGCAGAAGAAGAGAGCCCAAUUGGGCCGUAGGAAUGGCGGAGGCCCUCCUUCUCCUCAGAAUUCCACCACUCGACCAAGCGCGUCGGGCCGUGUGGCCGCCGUGUGCCCUUACAUCCAAGCUGCACCGGCUGAGGCGGGCUGCGAGCUGUUACCUGACGCAUCCCCCAAAUGGUCACAAGUCAGUCACACGCGCUCCCUUUCGGACGAGAACGAGAGUGGCAUCAGGAAGCCUCCCAGCCAAUGGAAAGUGUCGGAUUUAGACACGGUCCUGUCGCAGCCAAAUGACUUAUGUGGGGGUCCCAAAUCUCCCCAGGGGGACAAAGGGAACAACACUAAUGAAGCAUCGUGGCCUACCAUUGGUAAACAUUGGAGGAGCAACAGUGCAGAACAGCAUCUCCCUUGCCGUUACGGCACCUACCCCAGCAGCAGCAGCAGCAGCAGCCACCACCACCACCACCAGACAGCAGGGGAUCACCGUUCCACCAGCUCCCUGCCUCGAUCGGCUCCCGGCACAUUGGGAUGGCCUCGACCCAGCGCCGCCGCCGCCGCCGCCGCCGCCUCGUCUUCUUCAACCUCCUCCUCCUCCUCCGCCUCCUCACAGCAAAUCCAACAACGCAUUGCCGUCCCUCCAAAUUCAAACCAAGGCUCGCAGCCCUUGGCAUCUCAGAGCGAGCGGACGGAUCCCCCUCCGGCGGUGGCCGUACGUCCUUACGUACCCGAGCACGCGUCCAGACCGCAGUCUCCUCGAAAGGGCCCCGCCUCCAUGAACAGCAGCUCCAUCUACAGCAUGUACCUUCAGCAGCCUCAGGCCAAGAACUACGGCUCGCUCAGCAACAGGAGCGCCGCCACGGUUAAAGCGGUCUACGGGAAACCCAUCCUGCCCACUUCCUCGGCGUCUCCGUCCCCUCUUCCUUUUCUCCACGCAGGAAUAAAGACAGAAGACAAGGAAGUUGGAGGAGGAGAAGGAGGAGGAGGAGGAGCCAAGGUGUGCGGCAAACACGCGGGACGCUUCAGGUGGGAGAAGCGCCACAAGUACAGUCCCCUGAUGGCCCAUUAUGACGGCUACAGCAGUGACGCCUCAGCUGAUGUCGCAAACUGCAUCCAGAGGAUGAGGCGGACACCCCCCCUGGACGAACUCCAACCGCCGCCAUAUCAGGAUGAAAACGGCUCUCCCAGGAUGUCUUACACGCUGUCGGAGCUGGGUGACGCCAAGUGCGAUCUGUCGCUGACCAGCGGGAGCCCCCGCCUUUCCUUUCGCAAAUGUCCCAGUGAGGGAAGCGAUGGACACGAGACGGAAAGUCAUCUCAACAAGGGCUACGAGGAGGACGUACCGAGUGACAGUACGGCUGUCCUCGGUCCGGAGGAGACGUCAGGCCGCGGUUCAGCAGCACGGCUCCCCAAAGCCUACCGAGCGGAUCAGGCUGCAAAGUACGGGACUCUGGAUGUGGUGUUUGACUACGAUCCGGAGGAGCAGCAGCUGGCGGUGACCAUCGUGGCCAUAACGGACCUGCCCGCUCUAAAACACACGGGCAACAUCUCGUGGCAGGUCCACCUGGUGCUGCUGCCCACAAAGAAACAGCGGGCAAAAAGCGCUAUCCAAAGAGGCCCGUGCCCUCUCUUCACAGAGACCUUCCACUUUUGCCACAUGGAGUCCGAGAUGAUCGGCAACUACGCCAUCAGAUUUCGCCUUUACAGUAUGCGCAGGAUGAAGAAAGAGAAGGUGCUGGGCCAAAAUGUCUUUUAUCUCACCAAGCUCAACCUCCAGGGGAAAUUGUCCGUGCCGGUCAGUCUCGAUCCGUGCCGCGCCUACCAAGGCGCCGACUCCCAAACGAGUCUCUCGGAUACGACGUGCAGCGAAAGCGCCUCGUCCUUCCCGUCGCUCAGUCCAAGUUCCACCCCGGAAAUCCUGCUGGGCCUGGUGUACAACGCCACGACCGGACAUCUCUCUGUGGAAGUCAUCAAGGGCAUUCAUUUCAAGAACCUGGCUAGCAAUAAGCCACCCACUGCCCAACCCUUGUUGUCAGACGGACUGUUCUGUUGUCUCAAACACUUGAUAGGUGGACAGGUUUAUGUUAUCAGAGACACGUACGUUAAGCUGACCUUGCUGAACUCCAUGGGCCACGAGAUGUCCAAGUGCAAAACAUCCAUCUGUCGAGGCCAAGCCAACCCAACCUACAAAGAGACCUUUGUCUUCCAGGUUGCCCUUUUCCAGCUAUCGGACGUAACGCUCAUCCUCUCCGUCUACAACAAACGCAGCAUGAAACGGAAGGAGAUGAUCGGCUGGAUCUCUCUUGGGCUCAACAGCUCCGGAGAGGAAGAGCUCACCCACUGGACUUUGAUGAAAGAGUCCAAAGGACAGCAGAUUUGCCGCUGGCAUAGUCUGUUAGAGUCCUAACGGCCCGCCGCGCGCUGCAACAACGUACACAAGCAUAAGAGCACGAGGGUUACACGUUCUUGUCACCUGAACUGGGUAGCAAAUACGCUAACAAAUGGAACCGCCACUCACUUUUCAAUUUUAAUUCAAUUCAAUUCAAUUCAAUUCAAUGCAAGCUGGAAACACAGAAAGACUCUACUGUGCUCAGAGAACACAAAAGCUACAACGUUGAGCACCGUAUCUGAACUCUGAGUUCAAUCUUUCAUCAUCAAAGAUUUUUGUAAAUUUGGAUAGGCGAUUUUUUUCAUCGUUUCUUGAAAAACGAAGAAAUCAUAUGUAGAUAACUAUUUCCAAAUUGUUUCCAUUGCUUUAUGGAAGGCGACAGCUUCCAUCCUUAGUGAUGCCAAGUGUGGUGCUAUGCUGCUGCUUUGCUGCUUUGCUGCUUUGCUGCUUUGCUGCUUUGCUGCUUUGCUGCUUUGCUGCUUUGCUGCUUGCCUUAUGGGUGUGGAAGCCAAAUCAGAAACAAACAAGUGUGCUGCAUCAUUCCUCAAACUGCAAUAUGAAGACAAUUCAAAGUGGGCCACUUUCUGCCCUCAUGUAUUGUGCACAAUCAUCUUUGGAGUUCCGUGCUUGUGCUCUGUGCAGUUUAGUUAGUGUGUGUUGGCAAAUGUGUUGAAAGGUAGACUACAGAGCCAGAUCAAAUUUGACUUUGGGGUCUUCACAAAAUAAUAAGCCACUUCUUGAUUGUUCGUUUACUGUGUCCUUUCUGUGGACUCAAUGUUUUAUAGCUAUUUUUGUAUCAAUUAUAAUGGGGAGGAAAACGUACAAAGACAUUUAUUCAUGACUCACUUAUGCGGUGCUGCUGCCAUUUGUUUGAUAAUAUCGGUCAUUUGUGAUUUCAUUGUUUUUGGGACAAUAGUUGAAAUUUUGUACACCUCUUCCAGAGUGAGAUGGAAGCCUGUCACGUUGAUCCUCCCUACAAAUUGAAGCACAUCUAGCACAAUCCAUGACAACAGAAGCACCAAUGGCACAGAACUUGAGCUCAUUUUGACACCAUAGCAGUCAUUGACUGUUCUUUGUCACAUCAUCAAACGCUGCAGAAGGGCAUCGGUGCCUUUUUGUUUCUUAACCUGUGAUAUAGAUAGAUAGAUAGAUAGAUAGAUAGAUAUGGUCUUCAUGUACUUGUGCCUACAAAUGUAAUUCAUUUCUUAUUCUUGAUGGAUGUCAUUUGUUUGCACAUAAACAAACAAAGAAACACUUUGAACUGUUUAUGAUAAAACUGAGGGGGAAAAGGUGAGAGGUUGCCAUGUUUUUUUAAACCUUCGCUAUGCCGCUCUUACACUGCAUCACCAGCAAACAACCAACAGGUGGAGCAGCCAUUUCACUUGGCUUCAUUCGUUUGGCUCAUUUCAUUGCAAUUGAUAUGAUUUGACAACCUUUGCUAUUAAAAUCAACAAAAUGACACAAGAGUAAUUACGGCAAAUUUGGUCACGCUUUGGGCUCAGAGACACAUUCUUUAUCAUUGCGACUUCUGUUAUCAUACAUCUCUGCAAAUGAGAAGCACGUGACGUGUGUGUCUAUGGAUGGAUCUGUUUGAUUCGAGACAAAUCUUGUAAUUUUGGCAGACGUCAA